Xiphias gladius (swordfish) is the source of this 3138-nucleotide messenger RNA. It is a transcript of the gene smad1, whose product is annotated as SMAD family member 1. The record is from RefSeq and is a predicted model, not a curated record. Gene Ontology annotation, molecular function: RNA polymerase II cis-regulatory region sequence-specific DNA binding; I-SMAD binding; DNA-binding transcription factor activity, RNA polymerase II-specific. Gene Ontology annotation, biological process: anatomical structure morphogenesis; transforming growth factor beta receptor signaling pathway; SMAD protein signal transduction. Bases 269 to 1672 code for a protein of 467 amino acids. NCBI's taxonomy places the organism in Eukaryota, Metazoa, Chordata, Actinopteri, Istiophoriformes, Xiphiidae. The transcript has 7 exons. Gene Ontology annotation, cellular component: heteromeric SMAD protein complex.
GCGGCGGCGGCGGCGGCGACGGUCCGUCGGUGUAAGCGACUGCAAGAGCUUCACUGGCCGCACGUCUUGACGAGGAAGUGCUGUUAUAUUGAUAAGUGGCUGUCAACUUAUCUGACGUCUUGGAAACUGAGGAUAAUCUGAAACUCUCAAAAAAGAAAAAACUCAAAUACGGUAUCACCCUUUGUCUUCUGAGCCUGGACUGUCCCCCAUCACUGCUCACAUUUCCUUUUGGACAGAAGGGAGAGGGGAGGAGGGUGGCUUGGCCAUCAUGAACGUCACCUCGCUCUUCUCCUUCACUGGCCCGGCGGUCAAACGACUGCUGGGUUGGAAGCAGGGAGACGAGGAAGAGAAAUGGGCAGAAAAGGCUGUGGAUGCUUUGGUUAAGAAACUGAAAAAGAAGAAGGGAGCCAUGGAAGAGCUGGAGAGGGCUCUCAGCUGCCCAGGUCAGCCCAGUAACUGUGUGACAAUCCCCCGUUCCCUGGACGGACGGCUGCAGGUGUCCCACAGGAAAGGUCUGCCUCAUGUCAUUUAUUGUCGAGUGUGGCGCUGGCCGGACCUGCAGUCCCACCAUGAGCUUAAGGCCCUGGAGUGCUGCGAGUACCCCUUUGGCUCCAAGCAGAAGGAUGUGUGUAUCAACCCCUACCACUACAAACGAGUGGACAGUCCAGUGUUGCCUCCUGUGUUGGUACCAAGGAACAGCGAGUUCAAUGCCAAGCAUACAAUGCUGCCUCGUUUCCGCAAUCCUUUACAACAGAAUGAGCCGCACAUGCCCCAGAAUGCCACUUUCCCAGAGUCCUUUGCUCAGGCCAACACCAUGCCAUUCCCGCAUUCGCCGGGAAACAGCUACCCAAACUCACCGGGAAGUGGCAGCAACGCCACCUUCCCUCAUUCACCAUCCAGCUCCGACCCCGGCAGUCCAUUCCAGAUGCCAGAGACUCCCCCUCCUGCCUACAUGCCCCCAGAGGAGCAAAUGACUCAGGAUUGCCCCCAGCCAAUGGACACCAACCUCAUGGUUCCACCCUUGCCUCUAGAGAGUAACAACCGGGCAGAUGUGCAGCCCGUGGCCUAUGAGGAACCCAAGCACUGGUGCUCUAUUGUUUACUACGAGCUCAACAAUCGUGUUGGAGAGGCGUUCCAGGCUUCCUCUACCAGUGUGCUCGUCGAUGGCUUCACAGAUCCCUCCAACAACCGCAACCGAUUCUGUCUUGGCUUGCUCUCCAACGUCAACCGCAACUCCACCAUUGAGAACACCCGGCGGCACAUCGGCAAAGGUGUCCAUCUGUAUUAUGUCGGUGGGGAGGUGUACGCCGAGUGUCUGAGUGAUAGCAGUAUCUUCGUCCAGAGUCGCAACUGUAACUACCACCAUGGCUUCCAUCCCACAACUGUGUGUAAGAUUCCCAGCGGCUGCAGCCUGAAGAUUUUCAACAACCAGGAGUUUGCUGAGCUGCUGGCCCAGUCCGUCAACCACGGCUUUGAGGCAGUUUAUGAGCUUACGAAGAUGUGUACCAUUCGCAUGAGCUUCGUUAAGGGCUGGGGAGCAGAGUACCACCGCCAGGAUGUGACCAGCACACCCUGCUGGAUUGAGAUUCACCUGCAUGGUCCCCUGCAGUGGUUGGAUAAGGUGCUAACCCAGAUGGGCUCCCCCCACAACCCUAUAUCUUCCGUCUCCUAGGCUUCAAUGUCCGCAGCCCUGUGGCUGUCCACACCCCAGCAUUUUGGUCUAAGUAGCAAGAAUAGGGGCUAGCUGGUCCCAGACUGGUUUGUGGUUCAGUCAAUAACGAAUAGAGUUUUAGACUAAAACACAGGCUGAUCUGGGUCCUGUAGUGUUGGGCGGGUAGUUAAAUGGGGUUGGUCUGUUGUCUACUUGAAGGACGUCUGAAUUGGGCACAUUUACAGACUGGGAGAGGAGUAAUUAAAGUGAGCGUGAUGCAACUGGAAGAUACUUGAUUUUUGUGACCAACUGUAAUAAUUAGACCAUCACACUCAUCAUGACGCAAGUAUCCUCCCUGAUCUUGCUCGCACUACGUCUCUUUUUCAUUGUCCAAUUAUUCUGACUCAUAACUAGUUUGCAUCUAAAUAUUCCCUCAAAAAUCCAGAUAUAUGUGUGUAGUUAAAAUAAUUAUGGGACAUUCCAGGUCACCAAAAUUGCAGUUAGCUGCUGUUUUCUGUCUGACUGCAAUGAGGUUGACAUGAAAUGUACUUACGACAUGUACAAAGUUAGCAAGGACUUGGAGGAUGACCAGUAUGACUGAAAAUUUUAAUCAUCUCAAGACACUUAAACAAGUAUGCUGUUUCCUCAAAGUGUUCAUUUUUAGGUUAAUAAAUUAAAGCAGUGCAAAGUUACUAUAAAAAUGAAAUCCCAUAUCAUAAAUAAUGACAAAUAAUAGGAGGGCAAAAUUAAGGGGAGUUUGAGAGUUUAGUGUGGGGUUUAGUGUGGGGCAUGGCACUAAAAAGGGCAUUUCAAACAUAAAAGACUUAUGUUUAAAUGUUGCUCAUCUUGUGUUACACUCGUGUUUCUAAUGAAUUUUAAGAAAAAAAGAAUAGUGUUUAGAUAUAUUCACUAUUAGGAUAUGUGCUGUGCAGUCUGGUUUUGCAAAGCAUAGUUUGGUUAGUGUAGUGUUACACAUUUAAGACUGGUAGCUGAACAUCACAUGAAGCAGAGGUAAAAACAAGUGCAGUUUAGUUUGUCCUUGGCUGUAUGCUCUGCAGCAAAAUCAAAUGUGUAAAAUACAGAGUGACAUUGAGGACUUAAAUAUUUCAGUGACUGCUUCAUUCUCUUAAUACACUGACUGAGCAAAAUUUGUUAAAUGACUGUUAUGGGAAAAUGUUGAGCAUUCAAAUUUUAAUUGUUGACUGAGAAAAUGGUAUCAGUUACUGAUGUCCCAAUAUCAUUUUUUUUUUUUUAUAAAAUGCAGAUUUUGCCAUUCAAUUCUUUUAUUCUUUGAGCAGUCCUCUUUGCUACUAAACCGUUAUACUCUUUACAUUCGUUUUGUAUUUUUGAACAUGUUUUCUGUUUUAUUUUGUCUGCACUUUUUUUUUUCUUCUUCUUUCUGUUUUUGCUCAGUAAAGCUCCCAGAAAAGCAGUUUUAUUCCAUGAAUAUCAAGUCUCUACUGGAAGAUUCAAUAAAUUUGUUUCAU